AUUUGGGGUAAGUCCCUCUCACCAUAAAGAACGAUUGUAUUUGAAUACGUAUUCUUCAACAUUUGUCUCAUUUAAAUACGCAAAUAUAAUAUAAUGAUACUUGAUAUUGUUUAAGAAUGUAACAAGAAAUCAUGCAAAAAUUGAGUGUGGUUAAUUGCUAUGCUUCAAGCAAAUUUGAACGUCUUAUGAUUUAUUUAUAAGCGUUAUAUCAUGUAUUUAGAAUGGGAACUAUUGAGUUGUUAGAGGAUAGAAUUGCUCACUUGGAAAAACAAAUAUAUGGUCUUAUGAAGGCAAAUCAAGGCAAUGAUAUGCCACCAGAAAAUCCUAUGACUGACCAGCUUUCGAAUGUAAACACAUUAAUCUCAUCUGCACUGUCAGGACGAGAGAAAGCAAAUGCUAUGAUGAAACGGUUACCAGAGCUAAAUAGUUAUUUAGAUCCAGAGUUUGAAAGUGUAGAGAUACCUACUGAAGCUAAACUCCAAUUGUUACUAGCAAUGGCACCAGAGAUUCAAAGAAAUUAUGAAUUAUUACAACAGAUGCAGGAGUUAAUGCCUGUAUUAGAAACUGACUGUUUAAGGGAUGUGCCAGAGUUAUCGAACAAACUUAGUAAUUUAAAUUUAUCAUACCUUAAAUUGUACGAAGAAAGUCAAGGGUUAAAUAAUCAUAUAAAUGAAAUCUUUUCUAAGUACAAUGAAGUGAUAACUAGCAUUUCUGAAUCAUUAAUUGCUAUAGAUGCUACAGUAACAGCAGCUGAAAUUGCAGCUAUGCCUAAGAAACAAUUAGAUUAAGAAUGUAUUGUAUAUACACAAUAAUAGUUAACUGAUGGUUUUAAGAAUAAAAUUCUGUGGAUUUGAAAAAA
Messenger RNA from Osmia lignaria (orchard mason bee), 859 nucleotides. NCBI's taxonomy places the organism in Eukaryota, Metazoa, Arthropoda, Insecta, Hymenoptera, Megachilidae. The record is from RefSeq and is a predicted model, not a curated record.